Messenger RNA from Hippocampus comes (tiger tail seahorse), 1107 nucleotides. RefSeq lists its product as uncharacterized. NCBI's taxonomy places the organism in Eukaryota, Metazoa, Chordata, Actinopteri, Syngnathiformes, Syngnathidae. The record is from RefSeq and is a predicted model, not a curated record. The transcript has 2 exons. Bases 368 to 1000 code for a protein of 210 amino acids.
UAAGUGGAUUAGAAAAUGGAGAGAAACCAUAACCAAUUACUUUAAAAACAAGUUUAUAUUUUGAAUUCAAUUUAGUUUUCAAUGAAUAUUAAUCAUGAAUCACAUCGAUUUUACAAUAUAUUUUACGCUGUGUUCCACUUGGGAAUAAAUUAUACAAUAAUAUCUGUUCUAUAUUUAUAGUCUCCGUAUUUAAAUGACACCGUCUCCCCUCCCGGACUUUGCCAACAAGUAGGUCAGUCGUCCCAUGAAGAUCCCUCCACUCCAAGCGGCCCCCUCCCCUCAUCCUCCUCCUACCCUGUAACCCCCACCGGGAGACAGAACAGAGGUUGAACGAGUCAGCCGAGACUUGUGGACGCCGCCGUCCGCCAUGGCUUCGACUCCCUCCGCCUCAGCCCUCACUUCCGUGCUUCGAUGUCGCGGCACACUGUGGACCAGGAAUCCGCCCAGCAAGCGAAGCUCCCCCUCGGCGUACGGCCCAGCGCUCGCCGGCGGAACUCGACGCGACUCGCUCGGCCGCGGCAAGAGCGUUUUGUCGGCGUACCGACUGUCCGUGCGGUACGAUUCCCCACCGCGUGUGGGCGGCGGGGCCCACCCUUUGAGAAAUCCGAGGAGAGGCGUCCCGGAGGCGGGCUCUUACGCAGCGGCACCCAGCGGCCUCGGAGCGAGCAUGGGACGGCCCGUAGGUGUUCGUCAACCUGCCGCUGGCGUCGUCGUCACACGGCUGCUUCGACCCUGUCAAAUGAAAGUGUUCGUACGGGACGCGUGUGAGCAGCCCCAGUACGGGGUUUGGGGAGUGUGCCGUGACGGUGGAGAGACGACGCCGUCUUUCGUGGAAGUCAGAUGGUCGACUUUGAGGAGCACCUGCCGCUCUCUCCAACUUCUGCUGACCCACGUUGUGUUACGAAGGCUGGCCAUGCUCUGUGGAUGCGCCAGGGGGCGCCAUCGCAAGAUUAAGAUAGAUGAUUCCCGACAGAAACCCCCCAAAAGCGGACCUGACUGAUAGUCCAAGGCCUUGAACUUGACACACUGUGACCCCUGUCUUAUUUAUUGACUUUGUGUGUGUGUGUGUGUGUGUGUGUGUGUGUGUGUGUGUGUGUGUGUGUGUGU